UUCAUUUAUUUCAGUUCCCUGCAUUUAUUUUGGUACGGUAUUUUGCGCAGUACGAAUCGAUGUACUUCGAUGUACGAGUGACUGCGGAGUGCCGUAUGAGACAGUUCGAACUGUUGUAAAUUAAAUAAUUACGUACUUCCCAUGUAGUAACCGUGAUUAUUAUUAAACCAACAUUUGGCGAAACUGUGCGACACUUGUGCUCUUGGGUAACAUUAAAUCUAAGUAUGUGACUAAACAGUUGACAGUAGACAGAAGAACGACGAAGAAUCUGAAUAAUGGAGUCCGAGAAAAAUAAGCCGUCGUCCAGUGGUCAUCAGGAUUCACUGGGAUUUUUUAGCUCAAAAUUUAGCUCCAUGGAACCUGAAAGCCAUUUAGAAAGUCUUGGUCUGACAGUCAAUAAUGGAAAGGCUAGAUUCAAGUUGAACGAAGAUGCACCCUUGUACACCAGUCAAACUGUACCUCACUGUACCGAAGACGACGACGACGAAAUGUCUUUCGUGGUGUUAGGCACAAACUCGAUGGAAACGAUUCAACAGUCAUCACUAGCAUCUUACGUUAAUAUACAGGAGAAAUGCAUGUCCACAGAUUACAAUUCGAUUGUAUCUAGUUUGGAAGCAUCGGAAAUAAAUCAGAAGCUGAGCGAGUUGUUACAAGAAAAUGCAAAAUUGAAAGAAGCACUGAAACAAAAUAAUGUAGCCAUGAAACAGCAGUUCAACACUUUGGCGAAGUGGCAAGAGGAGAUAAUGCAGGUCCAUCAGAAUCAUAAAAAGAAGUUCUCAGAAACGAGGGAGUUGAUUAAUUAUUUAAAAAAGGAAAAUCAAGAACUGAAACUGAAGUUCACCAUGGAAUUGGAACAAGGGAACGUGGAUUUAAAUGAAGAGAAGAAGAACGAGAAGCAUGAAAAGGAAUUGACAUCGACAAAAUUGACCAGCCCAUCUUUGAGCGAUCUGGAAGUCAUGUUAAACGAGGCGAUUACUACUGAAAAUAAUGACGAGCCAUUAGAGCAAAGUUCUACUUUGAAGAUAAAACAAGAUCAAAACUUAUCUAUGAACAAGACAUCUGAACAAGCUUCGACUAAUGACGAAAUAUCAGAACAACCGUCGACUAAUGACGAAAUAUCAGAACAACCGUCGACUAGUAACGAGAGGCUAGAGCGAUCUUUGACCAUUAAUAAAACACAAGAAAAACCGUCGACUAGCAUCGAGAGCACAGUACAAGCUUCUAUUUCGAUUGAUAAGGCAGUGGAAAAGUUAAAGGAGUUAAAUAUCAACUCUAUCGAAACUAUAAAAAAACUUGAUAAUUCAGAGAGACAAAAUGUAAAUGGCAUGGAUUUAAUAGAAGGAGUAAGUUUAGAUUUGGAUAAAAUGAAAGCGUUCAUAGAGGAAGAGAAAAGACAAUUAGAAAUUCGCAAACAAAAUUUACAGCUUGAAUAUGAAUAUUUGCACUGUGCUAAACAGUCGUUGGAAGAGGAGAGAUCGAGUUUAGAACAAAAGCAAUUGUCUUUGGAUCAACAGGGUUAUUUGUAUGAGAUGUAUUCAGAAAUUGCGAUGAACGAUGAGAAGAAAUUCAGUGAUAAAUGCGAGGAAAUGACUAAAGAAAUUAAGGUGUUGCACGAUACUAUAGAGAGGAAAGAAGAUUGUAUAAAACGUUUAGAGGACGAGUUGUCGUUACAGAAAGAAGAGAUCGACUUGCUGGGAACACAAGUAAAGAUCUACGAGGAAGACUUCAAGCAGGAAAAAAGGCUGAAAGAACAAUUGCUGGAAGAGAGGACUACAUUGAACGAGGCUUUACAGGCACAGAUAAAAUUCAAUGAAAAACUUCGUUACAGGCUUAUGCAGGCGCUCCCGAACGGAGGAGAAAUAGAUGAUAUAGAGCUGGAGCGGCCUUUGAUCUCUGCCUAUCUGUGUCCCAUAUGUAAUUCGUACUUCCGAAGCGUUGAAACGUUAGAACGUCACGUUAGCGAUUGUUUAAAAUGAUGUGAGAGUCUCGAAUAUUUUAAUUACUCUUUAUUCAUAUAAUUAAAAAGUGACAUAAAUAAAAUAACAACCCGGUUUUCUUUUAAUUGUAAUGAACAAAUUUUUUUAUAUUGUUAAAAAGUUCAUUAAACGAACGUCGAUGAAAGCGAUCUUAAUAAUGACAUUAUUCCUAUGCGUAGUAAUUCAUAUAUAGGGACAAUUGCGAAGAACAGAAGAAUCAUGUUUCUUUUAUGUUUACUAUUCGUUCGUUCUAUUGAUUUUAUUUAAAAUUCGUAAAAACACUUUAUAUUCUCUACCAAUUUUUAUUUCAAUGGUCUUUUUACAUAUGUACACUUAGCAAAUAAAUAAACAAAUUUAUUUUUUCCCUGCCAAUGACGUAUGGCCGAGUCUAUGUUGAAACAAUGUUAUAAUAUUGUCUAAUAUAAUGAUAGAGUAUAGUACGUAUCACGUACGUAUAAUUGAAAAGCAUGAAUUCAAUGUUACUGUAUAGAAGUCGUAAAUAUAAGAUGAUAAAUAAAUUACUUAAAGACAAA
Ceratina calcarata is the source of this 2509-nucleotide messenger RNA. Its product is annotated as optineurin. The record is from RefSeq and is a predicted model, not a curated record. Gene Ontology annotation, molecular function: K63-linked polyubiquitin modification-dependent protein binding. The transcript has 6 exons. NCBI's taxonomy places the organism in Eukaryota, Metazoa, Arthropoda, Insecta, Hymenoptera, Apidae. Bases 276 to 1976 code for a protein of 566 amino acids. Gene Ontology annotation, cellular component: nucleus; cytoplasm. Gene Ontology annotation, biological process: regulation of canonical NF-kappaB signal transduction.